This is a messenger RNA of Phytophthora sojae, 1137 nucleotides long. RefSeq lists its product as hypothetical. Lineage: Eukaryota; Oomycota; Peronosporomycetes; Peronosporales; Peronosporaceae. The coding region runs from base 1 to 1137 and encodes 378 amino acids. The transcript has 2 exons. The record is from RefSeq and is a predicted model, not a curated record.
AUGGGCGGCAAGCAGAAGAAGCGGAAGGGCUCGCGCUCGUCCAACAGCGGCAAGGCGCAGGCCUUCGCGCAGAACUGCAUGGACAGCAUGCAGUCCAGCAAGGACAAGAAGACGCAGAACCGGCGGCGCAUGCGCGUGGUGCAGCUGCAGCGCUCGGUCGACCGAAAGCUGCAGGAGCUGCGCGCGUUCCCCAAGAACCCGCCGCCGCCGAAGCCCGCGCCGCGCAAGGGCCCCAAAGACCCGUCAGAGUGGAAGCUCAAGGGCGCGGCCAGGCCGGCGGCGCUGCUCGCGAAGAUCGCGGCUGGCGAGCUGGACGAGUGCGGCAACGAGUUCCCCAAGCCCAUCGAGACCUUCGACCUGUACGCGCAGGUGGAGAAGCAGGGCAAGCUGGCGGAGCACAAGGACACCAAGGAGUACAUUAGCCUGUUGAAGCAGCUUGCGGCUGGGUGUUGCGAGGCGGGCAUGCCGGACCGCGGCAUCAAGAACUACGAGCUGUGCAUGAGCUUGGACAAGACGGACUCCUUCCACUCGCGCGAGGGCCUCGCGUGCGCGCUGGUGGACGAAGGUCGUGGAGCGGAGGCGCGCACGUUGAUUGACAAACACACGGACGAGCAGUCGGCGGUGCUGGCGUACUGCCAGGUGAUCAUCGAGUACGUCUCUUGGGAGGUGCUGGAAGAGGAAGGAUCGUCGGAAGAGGUCGUGCAGGCGGCCUUCCGGAAGGCGUUCGCGCUCAACCCGUUCAUGGCCGUGGUGAUCGCGUACCACGAGACGUUCUUCCAGGUGAUGGAGUACGUGGAGGAGAUCAAGGAUCCCAAGCGAGGAUCGAUUGAAGAGGCGUUCGUCUACGCCUCGCAGAAUAUCGGCGUGUGGAUGGACACCGUGGGAGCUUACCAGUGGAUCGAGAAGGAGCUGAACGAGCUGCCGGAGCUUGUGGCUACGAAGGAGCACGUGUCCGACGAAAUGUAUCUCGGAAUGUACGAAACAGCCCUCGAAAUGCACAAGGAGAUGCUUGCUGAAGCCGAGGCUGAGGCUGAAGCUGCUGCUGCGGCAGAAGCGGAGGGCAGCGAUGCAGACGCCGAUGACGGAGACGAGUUCGGCGAUUUCGAGCCUGGCGAUAUUGACGGUGGCGACGACUAG